This is a messenger RNA of Danaus chrysippus (African queen), 471 nucleotides long. The record is from the annotation of a GenBank genome assembly. Lineage: Eukaryota; Metazoa; Arthropoda; Insecta; Lepidoptera; Nymphalidae.
AUGGGCGACCAUAAUUCGGGCCGAUUAGAGGCCCUACUAGCUUUCUUCAUAAAAAAAUUCCCAGAUGCGUACAGGGAGUUCACCGAGGUGAACCCCGAAAUAAAACCCACCAAUUUCGAUACGGACAGCCCGGCUUCACCGGACUGUCCAAAAAGCAAUCCAUGUCGCAUGGAUUGCUCACCAAUCGGCUCGGAAGCCGAGACAGACUCGACGCCGUCCUCCUCGGACGCAGAAGAGGAAAACGACGGGUUCAAACCCGUCCUUACCAAAUCUGGUAAGAGGAAGGCGGCCAAGUCACUAAAGGCGCCGCCGCCAACCAAAAAACCGUUGACCCCAGCAGCUGCCGGUGCAGCUGCGCACGCACCUGCGGACACACCUGUGUCCGCACCUGCGGUUAUUCGGACUGACAAUAGAGCCACCGUUAAACCGCCUCGCCCCGGGGCAAUGUCACUCCUAGUGUUGUACGCCUAG